GCAAUCAUGAUCAUCAUGCAAUAUAUAUAAUCAUAACUGUUCUUGAUUCUGAAUGCAUCAAUACUGAAUCACAUUUGAUGCAGUUAGUGUUGAUGCAGUUAGUGUUGGUACAGUUAAUGUCCAUGAAAAUUCCUGUCGUAUUUCUUGCUAUAAUUUGGAUAAGUCUAUCAAUUACCGGCCUUUCUCACCCUCUAGAUCCUCUAACCCCUACUGAGAUCGAAAAAAUUAGGCUCCUCGUUCAAAAGUCUCGCGUUGGUGCCCUUUCGAAUUUAACCUUUCAUUUUGUUGACAUUGAAGAGCCGAAGAAAAAUGAUGUCCUCCAGUGGCUAUCUUUGCACAAAAACGGAUCUUUUCCUCACCGUCGAGCUAAAGUUGUAAUCCGCGUUAAGCAUAAUACACACGAGCUUGUUGUAGACUUUGCAACUGGUUUGAUCGUCUCUAGUAAAGUUUAUAAAGGCCAUGGUUACCCUCCUUUCACAUUUAUCGAGUUUUUUCAGGCCAGCAGGCUCCCUGAGAAGCAUCCCGAGUUUCAAAACUCGAUUUCUAAAAGGGGUUUAAGCUUAUCAGAAGUCACUUGCUUACCAUUAACAACAGGUUGGUUCGGAGAAGUUGUAACCCAAAGAGUUGUUAGAGUUACGUGCUUCUAUCGUGGAGGUACGACUAACAUUUGGGCAAGGCCUAUUGAGGGCAUAACUCUACUAAUCGAUGUAGAGUUGAUGGAAGUUAUCAAAUAUGUGGACAGGUUAAAAGCUCCAAUUCCUAAAGCUGAAGGAACUGAUUUCCAAAGCCAGAGGCCUAGUCCUGUCCUCUGUAAUGGAACAAACUCUCGGAUAGCCAUCGAAGGACAUGAAGUUCGAUGGGCUAAUUGGGUUUUUCACGUGGCAUUCAAUGCUCGAGCAGGACUAAUUAUAUCAACAGCUUCUAUAUUUGAUGAGACAAAACACAAGUUUCGACGCGUGCUAUACAGAGGGCAUGUAUCAGAGACAUUUGUUCCAUAUAUGGAUCCUACUCCAGAAUGGUACUACCGGACUUUCCUGGAUGUUGGAGAAUUUGGUUUUGGCCGGUCCGCCAAUACCCUAGUUCCCCUUAUCGACUGUCCAGGCAGCUCAGUGUACAUGAAUGGAUACAUGGCUGGAGGGGACGGGUAUGCACAGGAAGUCCCGAAUGCCAUUUGCAUUUUCGAGCGAUAUUCUGGGAAUGUUGCUUGGAGACAUACGGAACUUGGUGUACCUGGAAAAGUGAUAACCAGUGGAGAGGCCGAAACUAAUUUGGUCGUAAGAAUGGUGGCAACUGUUGGAAAUUAUGAUUAUAUACUUGAUUGGGAGUUUAAGCAAAGUGGCUCCAUUAAAGUUGGGGUAAGUCUAACCGGCGUGCUAGAGAUGAAGGCAACGGAGUACACGAGUACUAAUCAAAUAUACGAGGAUACUUAUGGAACCUUGGUAGCGGAUAACACAAUUGCAGGCAACCAUGAUCAUUUUCUUACUUACUACCUCGACCUUGAUAUCGAUGGUAUUGAUAACUCAUUCGUCAAAUCUAAAUUGAAAACUGUUAGGCCAAUGCCCACUGGCAUUUCAUCAAGGAAGAGUUACUGGAAAGUUAUUCAAGAAAUCGUUAAAACAGAAGCUGAUGCUAGGACUCGACUAGGUUUGGAUCCAGUCGAGUUCUUGAUAGUUAAUCCUAAUAAGAAAACAAAGCUCGGAAAUCACGUGGGUUACAGACUGAUCACUGGACGACCAGCUGAAUCCCUGCUCUUAGACGAUGACUACCCACAAAUACGUGCAUCUUAUACAAGGUAUCAGGUGUGCAUGACCUGCUAUAACAAGAAAGAGAGGUGGGCUGGAGGUUUUUACGCCGAUAGG
Molecule: messenger RNA, 1859 nt
Organism: Olea europaea var. sylvestris
Lineage: Eukaryota; Viridiplantae; Streptophyta; Magnoliopsida; Lamiales; Oleaceae
Product: primary amine oxidase 1
Exons: 3
Biological process (GO): amine metabolic process
Molecular function (GO): quinone binding; primary methylamine oxidase activity; copper ion binding
Source: RefSeq, a predicted model, not a curated record